This is a messenger RNA of Lactuca saligna, 1553 nucleotides long. NCBI's taxonomy places the organism in Eukaryota, Viridiplantae, Streptophyta, Magnoliopsida, Asterales, Asteraceae. The record is from the annotation of a GenBank genome assembly.
AAACAUUAUAAGAUACUCCGUAAAAUCAAGAAAUUUGCUGCAUACCAAAUAAUCACCAAAUGUGCUGCGUUGAAAACGAUUCACGUAUGAGUUGCAACCAGUAACCGCAGGAUAGGGGCGCCGGCCGGCCAGCCAGCCACCGUAUACCGGUAGAUUGACGACGGGUUAAUCGUGGUUCAGGUAACGGCGCCAUCAAAUCACACACCCGACACACAGUAGAAGUGUAACAACGAUGUAGAGAGAGAAAGUGAGGACCACAACUACCCACACCCAAUCAACAACCAGCAUUCAAACGGAAUCCCUGCCAUCACCAACGUCCUCAUCAUCACCUCCACUCUCCCCUUUCUCUCUCUGAAACUAAAAAAACAGAAGAAUCACAGAAGAUAUUAUUCUCCAUUAAAAUAACUAACUAUAUAACUUGUGUGCGUGCGUAUAAAUAGUCGAGUAUAUAUACAAGGAAGUGCAGCAAAGAAGUUGGCGAUUGACAUUGCUUCGGUAGCAUGAGGACCAAAGCUUCGGUGGUUGCAGAGAAGAGGAGAAAGGUCGGUAAUGGAGAACCGAAGUCGCCGUUCGGUCAAAUUACGACGGAAAAGGAGACAGGCACUUCCGCCGGCGAUCACAAUGUAGUGUCUUGUUGCUUAGAUAAUGGAUCAACAGAAGAAUUGGAAUUCACAGAUCUGAAGCAGGAUGAAUUUGAACCAAAUGCGAGAUGUAAUUUGGACACAAGAGCAAGCAAACCGAGCACCAAAUUCAAAGCACCGGAGAUGCUCAAAUCAAAGCCGUCGUCAACAGCAACCAAUUGUCGCCGCCGUACAGUGCCAACGGCUGAGCUCGAAGAAUUUUUCACCGCCGCGGAGAAAGACCUCCAUAAACGCUUCAAAGACAAGUACAAUUUCGACAUUGUAAACGACACGCCAUCAGAAGGACGAUUCGAGUGGGUUCAACUGAAGCCAUGAAGAUGAUAAGAUGACGAUUGAAAAUCAUUACACGAAAUUAAUUCGUAACAAAUUGAAGGUAGAAUUAAUGUGCAGUUUUUUAUUAUUAUUGAGAGUCUGAACUCUGAAUUUCUGUACGGAAAAGCCAUUGAAAGACAAAAUGAAGAAGAAGAGUAGUACGUACAUCGACAUUGUUGUACUUUUAACUGCAAUUCCUUCUGCUUCUGAUCAUAUGAACAAAAAAAUUAUCACAUCACUGAUUACAAGCUAGGUUUUUUUUUUUUCAUCUCAUCUUGUUUAAUUUCCAUAUUUAACUUCUGGUUUUAGAGUCGAGUGUUAGAAAUUAAUCAUGGUAGUCGCCGGAGUUGGUGCCGGCGGUGAGAUAUAUAACCGGAGUUUGUGGUCGGAAAUGGGGAAAGACAAAUGCAAAUUACACCGACGGCUACGGACACGUGUGGAAAAACAUUCUAUUGGGAUGAGCAUUGAUGGAAAACAAUGAUUGUAUGGAUGUCAUUAGCUCAUAUAUUGAGAGGAUAUCUUUUUCUUUUAUAUGGUUUUGAGUAAAGUUGAUUUUUGUUAUUUUUGUUGUUUCUAUUUGAGUUUUUUGUAUUAAAUAGC